Molecule: messenger RNA, 2718 nt
Organism: Daldinia decipiens
Lineage: Eukaryota; Fungi; Ascomycota; Sordariomycetes; Xylariales; Hypoxylaceae
Exons: 1
Coding region: 621-2291 (556 amino acids)
Cellular component (GO): nucleus
Molecular function (GO): protein binding
Source: RefSeq, a predicted model, not a curated record
CCCACAUAGCUUGGGCACACACUUUGGAGGGGUCUGCCGGACUUAUACAUACAACUUUUUACGCUUGCGCUUGCGAGAAUAUUCCAACAUCCUCAGACGAGUUAUAAGCUUUUUUUUUUUCUGUUUCUUUUUUUUUUCUUAAACCCUAACGGUUUUUAAGCCCCCGCCCCAACUUCAUCUUUUAGAACAGUACAAUCUCUAAAUAAACAUCAUAUCGAUCGGUAUUACUACUCUACUAGAGAUCGCCUCGAUUAGUUCGAUCGAUCGCAACCGAGAAACGCGGGACGGGAACUAAGCCUGGAACGAAAACGCGCGCCGACGAUCAUCAGACAUCUUACAGAAACCACCCUUUCCAAAAUCUUGAUUCGAGGUUCAAACAGGCGUAGCACCUUGUACCCGCCACGCUGAUCUGUAGCUAGCCUCCUACUCGCUAGGUUAUCUACAAGGCGUCAAGGACGAUACAAGGCGUACGAGGAAGAUCUGUAGACAACUAAGCAAUGACGUGCCCUUGAUCAGAAGUGCGGUUCAGCCCCCACCCAACCGUUAUCGAGCGUCCCCUACGGCCCUACGGGACCCCAUAUCGAUUCCCGUAUAGAAGAGCCCCAACGGGUGUUUGCGUGAUGGACGAGUCUGAGGAAGAGGUCGAUCCUCGCAUCGAGUCGCUUCUCCAACAGCGCCAAUCAUUGACUAACGACCUGCUGGAGAAUCCAUACGACCUAAUCCUGUACAUACAGCGCGCAUUGGUCUAUUCCGACUUGGCUUAUCCUGACUUAGCGGCUGGCGACGCUUACCGUGCUCUGUUAUUAACCGACGAAGUUCGCGAUGAGAGUUUCGAAUACCAUACUCAGGCCUUCGAGGGAUUGACAGGUUACGCCCAAGGUCCCUUUCUAGAGGUAUUAGACCAUGGCUCUCUAUCGGGAACCCAGUCUCGUUUGCCUCUGUUAGAUAACGGCGAAAAGGACAUUCCUGCGUUCGCUUGGCUAGCGUCUAUUCGCUGUUAUCAAAUACUGUCCUUGAAUCUUCUACUAUGCGGUUGUCUAAGGAGUGCUUACAACUUCUGUGAGCGCGGUCUUGCCAGAUCGCCCAACAACCAGGAGCUCCUAAAUACGCGGAGCUACAUACAGACUGUCAGCGAGCGUAGAAUACGCAAGCCGGUCUCUACCGCGAAUGAUCUUCCAGAUUGGGGCAUGGUGCGUAGGGAAGUGUAUCCUUGGAAUGGCUAUGAACCAGACCGGUUUUCAGACGAAUCCCUGUCCGUCCUCAACGCCGGGUUGACCGAGAUAGCACCCAAAUGUACUGUCCAAGUUGCAAAGCUACCUAUAUUGCUCGGGUGUGCGAGCCGCACAGAUGGGUACGAUAUAAUUCCAACCUGUAACCAACUCGGCGUGUUUGCCAAGGAAUACAUCGCGCCCGGAGAAGACGUACUCGUGGAGUAUUCCUUGGUCACGGCCAAUAAUCGCCUAAAGGAGUCUGUCUGUGAUGCUUGCUGUGGGGAGCUCCCACCUUUAGGUAGCGAUUCGACUGCUGUCAACUGUCCAGAAUGCUAUGAUACUGUGUUUUGUACCCAGUAUUGUUUUGACCAGGCCCAGAAGCUCUACCACCCUGCUGUUUGCGACAAGGAUACGGAUUCGAUCGCCAGGGAUCCAGAUGCUAAAGACGCCGAUGCAACUUUGCAUCUUUUGCUGCUCGCGCGUGUUUUAGCCAUGGCAGCUCACCAAGGAAUACACCCACUUGACGUCAACCAAAUCAAAUAUAUAUGGGGGGACUUCAUCUCCUCCCAGACCAAUGAGAUUGAUUUAUCGCCCAAGGCCGGCCCACCGCCGGAUUGGACGCUUCCGUUCUCCUUUACUUAUAACAUCGAGACGCCUCUCCACAUUCUUGAGAAAAUGGAUAUCGACAUCUACGCCACCAUUGCUGAUUAUGAUAUAUGGGUAUUUAAUACCUUAUACAGUAAAUUUCGUGGCACUGCUUCAGCUCGAAAGAACCCAAGAGAUGGGCGACCCGACGUUGCCGCCGUGCACCCUUACUGGUGCCUUGCCAACCAUGACUGCAACCCAAAUGUUACGUGGGAAUGGGGCGGUCGGAUGGUACUAAAGGCGCGGGAGACGCGGGUUGUCGGGAAUGCGCCAGGAGGUAUAGAAGCCGGAGAGGAGAUUCUCAAUCACUACUGUGAUGUAGAUCUACCUGUGAAAGAACGUAGGGAGUGGGCGAGUGGUAGUCUCGGUGGCUGGUGCAUGUGCGCUAGAUGUCGCGACGAAGCUUCUAACUCCCAGAACAACUCCCCUGGAUAACUGCUCGAGACACUUCUUGGAUCCCCUCUAGCCAUCUCUCGGGCAACACGUACACUACGGCAAUAGGUCUGGUUCUUUCAUGAUUAUACACGUGUCAUGACUGCCGACUCGGAGAUUCUCAUCAAUCCGCUUCUAAUUGCUCUGCUUCCCUGAAUAAUUAUACCUCUUAUCUCGCACCCCAAGUUUCCAUCACGGCCAACAAUCGGAUAGGAGGACAGACGGCGGAGAUGAUGGAGAUUGGACAGGUUAACCUGCAUCGCUGCUCUAAAAUAGGACCGGUGCCCGUGGCAUGCCUAUGCGUGCUUUCUAUGCUUACAGGACGUUAUAGCGCAGCAUUUCGAAGUCGGAUGUGAAAUGAGGAUCCCCGCGGACGCCAUCUCUUUUUCGAAUCUGUCGCUUCCUUUUUUUUUUUUUUUUUUUUUUUUUU